Messenger RNA from Cylicocyclus nassatus, 1329 nucleotides. The record is from the annotation of a GenBank genome assembly. NCBI's taxonomy places the organism in Eukaryota, Metazoa, Nematoda, Chromadorea, Rhabditida, Strongylidae.
AUGUUCAUCAAUUUAUGUAUGUAUACAACUAGACCGUCUCUGUCCGGUCCAGCUAGUAUUGCGAUCAAAACGGAUUGGACGAAGAAGUGCUGGAAAAACCCGGGAGAGAUCAGGAGCAGGAACUUGCGCAAGCAGAGAAUGGUUUCUGUUGGAGAGAGAACAAUGGAAGCGAUGGAGAACAGUCUCUUCUUUGCUGGCAGAGGAGGCCGGCGAAAACUGGAGGCUAUGGAGAAAUACGAGAAACUUGCAAAAAUAGGAGAAGGUUCAUACGGUGUGGUGUAUAAGUGCAGGAAUAGAGAAAACGGGCAGAUAGUGGCCAUAAAAAAGUUUGUGGAGACCGAGGACGACCCACAGAUCAAGAAAAUUGCUUUGCGGGAGAUACGAAUGCUAAAGCAACUGAAACAUCCAAACCUCGUAUCUCUACUGGAAGUAUUCAAACGCAAUCGCAAGCUGCAUCUGGUGUUUGAACAUUGUGACCGGACAGUACUGCACGACUUGGAGAAAUACCCGAACGGUGUUCCAGAUGAAUUGACGAAGAAGAUCACUUGGCAACUACUGGAAGCUCUACGGUUUUGUCAUGCACACAAAUGUAUACAUCGGGACGUCAAACCGGAAAACAUCCUCUUGACAAAGAAUGACGUUGUAAAAUUGGCUGAUUUUGGAUUUGCACGGAUAAUUAAUCCUCAAGAAAUGUACACUGACUAUGUUGCUACACGAUGGUAUCGAAGUCCAGAACUUCUUGUUGGUGAUACGGUCUACGGUCCGCCAGUGGACAUAUGGGCAGUCGGUUGUGUGCUAGCAGAACUUAUAACUGGUGAAGCUCUUUGGCCUGGAAGGAGCGAUAUAGACCAGUUAUAUCUUAUCAGAAAAACAAUAGGUGAGCUUCUUCCCAGACAUAUGUCUGUGUUCCGCUCGAAUCAGUUCUUCUUUGGUUUAUCGAUACCGGAACCUGAACAACAGGAACCACUUCCGUUGCGUUUACCAAACGCCACAAGUGUUCAGCUUGACUUCUUAUAUAAAUGUUUUGAAAUGAGCCCUGAUCGACGAUGGAGUGCGGCAGAGCUACUACAGCACAGCUACUUUGCCGGUUGGCAGCUACGUUUGCGGCAGGAAGAAAUUACUCCACCCAUGAACAAGAAGCAGACCACUUCUAAUUAUCUGCCAUAUUUAAAUGCUGCAACAACUUUGAAACAGCAAAAUUCUCAAAUGACGAAUAACAACCGAAGCUACUUACCUACGAUAUAACAAUUUUGGCUUUGUAAACCCCUGGUGUUUAAUAAAUACUUUACAUUUCCCUUUGUUGCUCAGAAACUAACCUUUGAUAUUGGC